AUGGUGCGCUGGCAACCUUUGCUGUUCGCCCUUCUAGUGGUUAGCUCAUACGCUGCCACGACUACAGAAGAAACAACUAAACCCACUCCUUCCACAACCCCCGGAACUUCCGAAACUACGACAUCAGAAUCGACGACGACGACUACAGCGAGCAAGGGUACAGAAGAGGUCAAAGAGAAAGAGGGACCUGAAACAAGAAAUGAGACGGCGGCUGUGAGUAGAGCAAAACGUCAAUGCUGCUUUGCUGCUCAAAACUCUUGCUGUCCACAACAAGUUCAGUCUCAAUGCAAUUGUGCUGCUCUUCAGAUUCAGGUUCAACAAUGCGACUGUGCCAACAUGCUCCAAACCCAAUGCGGUUGCCCAUCCAUCUCCAGCCCAUCUUGUGAUUGUGGAACCCUCCAAAUGCAAUAUUCUUCGUGUGGAUGUGGUGCAUUGAGCUAUCAAGUUUCUUGCAAUCAGUGCCAGCAACAGUCUCAGCCACAGAUCAUCGUUGUCCAACAACCACAACAGCAAUGCUCAUCCCAGUGUAUGCCAGCCUGUCUGCCAUCUUGUGUUCAGAGUUCAUGCGCUCCAGCCUGUCAACCAAUGUGCUCGAAUUCGUGUGUUCAGCAGCAACAGCAACAGAUCAUUGUCGUGCAACAGCCACAGCAACAGUGUGCUUCGUCUUGCAUGCCAUCUUGUCAGCCAUCAUGCGUUCAACAGGCCUGCGCCCCAGCCUGCCAGCCAAUGUGCUCAAACUCAUGCGUCGAGCAACAACAGCAACAAAUCAUCGUUGUCCAACAACCACAGCAACAAUGUGCUCCAUCCUGCAUGCCAGCUUGUCUCCCAUCCUGCACCAAUGGAUGCUCUGGAAAUAACUGUGGAAACAAUCAACCACAAGUUGUUGUUGUCCAACAAAACCAACAGAACCAGUGCGCUUCUUCCUGUAUGCCAUCCUGUCAACCAUCUUGUGUUCAGGCGGCUUGUGCUCCAGCUUGCCAACCAAUGUGCUCUUCCCAAUGUGUCGAACAACAACAGGCACAAAUUGUUGUCGUCCAGCCACCACAGCAACAAUGUACCUCAUCUUGCAUGCCAGCUUGCCAACCAAGUUGCGUCCAACAGGCCUGUGCCCCAGCUUGUCAACCAAUGUGCUCCUCUUCCUGCGUCGAGCAACAACAAGCUCAAAUCGUCGUCGUUCAACCAUCAUCUUCAUCUUCAAAUACUUGUGCUUCUUCCUGUAUGCCACAAUGUACUCCACAAUGUGUUCAACAACAAACCAUCUGCGCUGCUGCCUGCCAACCAUCCUGUCAAUCAUCGUGCAGUUCUAAUGCUCAAUGUGUUCAAGCUUGCCUUCCAAGCUGUGAAUCUUCCUGUGUUCAACAACAGCAACCAGUUGUAGUCGUUCAAGAUGCUCAACCAUCCUGUCCAUCUGCCUGCCAACCAUCUUGCAGUCAGCAAUGCAUUCAGACACAGAAUAUCUGUCAGUCCGCUUGCCAGCCAUCAUGCCAAUCCUCCUGCGGAAGCAACACUCAAUGCGUUCAAGCCUGUAUCCCAAGUUGCCAACAGACCUGCGGACAGCAAUCUCAACCAGUGAUUGUCGUUCAGCAACCACAACAAAACAACUGUGUUCAAGCCUGUCAGCCACAGUGUCAGCAAACCUGCGGAUCAAACGUCCAAUGCGUCUCUGCCUGCCAAAACAGUUGCCAACAAUCAUGUGGAAAUAACAACAAUCAGCAAGUGAUUGUUGUUCAGUCUAAUCCAAUUUGUGGACAGGCUUGUCAGGCUCCACCAGUACUCCAAUGUGUUCCACAAUGUCAACCAUCCUGCCAGCAAUCAUGUAUCCAACAGUACCAAUUCGUACAGGCUCCAGCCAUCACAAUGUGCCAACAAGUCGGUGGAUCAUGUGGAUGUGGAAGUGGAUAUUCUCAGUGUAUGCAAGGAGUUUGCUGUCUUCGCAAGAGGCAUCGACUAGCCAAGAACAAGUUGUAA
This is a messenger RNA of Caenorhabditis remanei, 1968 nucleotides long. RefSeq lists its product as uncharacterized. The record is from RefSeq and is a predicted model, not a curated record. The transcript has 10 exons. NCBI's taxonomy places the organism in Eukaryota, Metazoa, Nematoda, Chromadorea, Rhabditida, Rhabditidae. Bases 1 to 1968 code for a protein of 655 amino acids.